Molecule: messenger RNA, 1132 nt
Organism: Panicum hallii
Lineage: Eukaryota; Viridiplantae; Streptophyta; Magnoliopsida; Poales; Poaceae
Product: 11-beta-hydroxysteroid dehydrogenase 1B-like
Exons: 5
Coding region: 49-819 (256 amino acids)
Molecular function (GO): oxidoreductase activity
Source: RefSeq, a predicted model, not a curated record
AGAAGGGAGCGAGGCUGGCUCUAGUGGCGAGGAGGGAGGCAAGCCUGCAUGAUGUCGCUGCGAAGGCGAAGGAUGCCGGCUCGCCAGACGUCCUGGUUGUUGCAGGGGACGUUGCAAAUCCAGAGGAUUGCAAGAGUGGAUCAUCUCGUGAACAAUGCUGGUGUAGCGAGUGUCUGCUGGUUCGAGGAAGUGCCAGAUGUUGCUGAUUUCAAACAAGUUCUGGCCGUAAAUUUCUGGGGCACAGUUCAUCCAACUCACUGCGCUCUUCCUCAUCUGAAGAAGAGCGGCGGGAAGAUCUUCGUCAACUCCUCAGCUGCGGCGGUGUUGGCAAUGCCAAGAAUGAGCUUCUACAACGCCAGCAAGGCUGCUGUACUGAACUUCUUCGAGACCCUGCGGAUGGAGCUCCGCGACGAGGUCGGCAUCACGAUCGCGACUCCCGGGUGGAUCGAGUCGGAGAUGACCAAGGGGAAGCACCUGUCGAAGCAAGGAACAGUGGAGGUCGAUCAGGACAUGAGAGACUCUCAGGUCGGCUUGUUCCCGGUGGUGCGCGCCGAGCGGUGCGCGGAGGCCAUCGUCGACGCCGUCUGCCGCGGCCGGCGCCACCUCACGGUGCCGCUGUGGUACCGGGCGCUGUUCCUCUGGCGGAUGCUCGCGCCGGAGGUCGGGGACUUCAGCCAGCGGGUGUUCUACCGCCGGGCCGCCGGAGGCGGCCACGGUGAGCACCAGCAGGCCAAGGCCAGGAGGUUCCUGGAGGCCACCGGCGCCAAUGGGGUGCUCCAGCCGGCGUCGCUGCAGAGCUCCGAAAUCAAACGGGACUAGAUCAAGACGACGCUGCACGCGGCUGAUCUGGAAGAGGGAGAGUGGUUUCCUCGGUGUGUUGGGUGCAUUCGAAUAACUUUAGAGCGAAAUUGAGUUUGAAAAUCCGAUCGACCAGUGAUCGGACGGCUGUCACGUUCGUGCCGUGAUAGUAUCAAAGUAUAUUUGUGCCUUUAGAUUUUGUACCUUGUGCCGAGUGGACACACUACAACUUAGUCAAUCAAGCUUUACUAUAAAGGAAAACUUUUAGCUUUGUUACAAGUUCUUUUCUAGCGCCUCUCAACUAUCAUCGUUUGGGCAUCAAUGAGAAGCAGUG